Molecule: messenger RNA, 1278 nt
Organism: Darwinula stevensoni
Lineage: Eukaryota; Metazoa; Arthropoda; Ostracoda; Podocopida; Darwinulidae
Source: the annotation of a GenBank genome assembly
AUGCCCUCGCAAAUAUUUGAAGGGGCGGUGAAAAAGAGCGCGUGCGUCUCUGGGGUCCGGUGGGACCCUCUGGGGUCCGGUGGGUCCUCUGGGGUCCGGUGGGUCCUCUGGGGUCCGAUACAAUGGAACUCCCAGAGCCCAGAGUUCCGCGAGAAAUUCCUCUUCUCCCUCGAGGAUCCCAGCGAGACUGAGACCCGGACCCUCGCCUUCUACCUCCACGUCGUCUCCCCGGACGAGGGGAAGGGGACAGGGUUGCCAGGCAGGGAUUUGGAUUCCUAUUCCCUCCUGGGCGAGGCCCUGCUCCCACUCAAAGACGUGCCGCUCUUCUCAGCUUAUUCCAACUGGCUUCCCCUUCACGACGUCUUUCACCAGAAGCCUGUAGGGCUGGGUGAGGUGAUGUGCUCGUUGAGCUACCUGCCGACGGCCGAGAGGCUCACCGUCGUCAUCGUCAAGGCCCGCAGUCUCCUUCCCCUACCGAAUCAUUCCACCGUCGAUCCCUACGUCAAGGUGUAUCUUCUCCAGAGCGGAAAGAAAGUGCAGAAGAAGAAGACGUCGACGAAGAAGAACGACCCAGCCCCGGUCUACAACGAGGCCAUGAUCUUCAGCGUCCCCCAUUCGACUCUGCACAUCACUUCCCUGAGGCUGGUGUUGUUGGAUGCGAAGGAGGAAGGGAACGAGGGGAUCCUGGGGUUGGUCGUCCUGGGUCCCAAAGCCACAGGAAGGGCCUAUUCGCACUGGAACCAGAUGAUGACCUCCCUUCGUAAGCCCAUCGCCAUGUGGCAUCCCAUCCAGUGCAAGAAGAAGAAUCUGAUCACGGAAACCUCUCAUUCCAAAGCGUUGGGGUAUUACUUCCCAUUCCUCUCCAAGGGCUAUAGAGGGCCUGAUCGUCCUCUGGAUGCAGAAGAUUGGGACCGGAACAUGGCCGCAAAAGGAAAGUUCCUGAACGCCCGGCUCUCGCAGCUGGCCCACGCCCUCGACUACCCGGAUGAAGAGUGCGGGAUCGCCCACAGAGACGUCAAGGGCGAGAACGUGCUCGCGACCCAUCGCUUGAACGCGAAGCUGUCGGAUUUCGGAUUCGCGCGCCGGGCGAAUGGAGUCGACCCGGUCACCGGCCGGACGCAGUGCGGCACUUUGCCGUAUGCCGCGUCGGAGAUGAUCCGCCGAGAGGCUGUGGACGCCUGGUUCUCCGGGGUCGUCCUCGCCAAAAUUAGCGCGGCCUUUCCCUUCGAGACGCAGAGAUGCAGCCUGCAAGAGGCAAGGAGCGUUCGGAUCUCAUAG